UUCCAUAUAUGGCAAUGUAUUGAUGGAUGCAAUGAGAAGGUUCUUCCAGUUUACUUAGUACAAUUUAUGUGGUAACUAUUUGUCCAAAUUAAUAUCCUCCAAAAAUUUUCCUCAAGGCACCAAGAUGCUGAUAAUGUUUCUUUGAGUUUGCUUGCAGUGUUUCUUUCAUCGAUGUCUCUCAUAAUGUGUAUCUUAAGGGAGAUGCUGCAAUAUUUUGGUGUUCCCAUAGACCAGGCUUUGGUGAUUUGGAAAAAUAAAGAUUAUGGAUCAGCUCGGAGUAUUGUUCGUAUUAUUGGGAAAAUGCUUCCUCUAGAGCCUUGUCGGCGACCUAAUUUUGAGCUGAUCCCGCUCUUGAACUCUGUAGACCCUGAUAGCUACGGACCUAGGGUUCCCUCUUUUGCUGAUAUCUUGUGUGUGGCAAAUGAUGAAGAAGCCGCUUGUCUGAGAUUUCGAAAUGGUAUAUGGAAAAAUGAAAAAGAGGAAAAAAGUGAGUUUACCCAUCUUGGGCAACUAGUUUGGGAUCCAUUGUCACCUGCUCCAAGACAGAACAUACCGCUGAAAAGUGAUCCGCCUGCAGAUAAAACCGCAAUAAAAAAGUUGGCUGCCCUUGAAGAGGAGCUCGCUUUCCUUCGCUCCCAGAUUGCUGCCCUCGUGGGAAUGCAGGCGCCGAAAGAUGCGGCAGGCUCUGGUCCUUUUGACUUACACGAUGACCCCAGUGACUUGGGACAGUCACCAUCGCUGGGGGCUGCUGGACUGACUGUGGAGCCAGAUCCGUUUCCAGCUUUGAGGGUUCCCUCCCCACCCCCGCCGCCACCACUACCUGUCCAGUGCUCUUCUCCCCAGCCCUCACGGGCUCCUCCCAUCCAACCAGCAGCCGAUGCCGUCUGUGACUCAGAUAAUACAGCAGCUGAAAUCCAAACGCAGCAGCCAGGCGCUCGCAAGACCAGCUGUCGUCACUGUUCAGAAAGCCAGGGACAUGCCGAUGUUCCGGACAUGCGAGAGGUGCUCAAGGAUCUGAACAAGGUGAAGCUCCGCGCUGUUGAACGGUCACCGGGUGGCAGACCCAUUCACAAGAGGAAACGUCCGGCUCCACCGUGGGAUCCAGUAGACUUAAUCUCACAUGCACUCAGGAAAAAGUUUGCAUUCCAAGAAGAGGAUUCCUUUGAGAAAGAAAACCAGUCCUGGGCAUCUUCUCCAUUUUCUAGUCCUGAAACUUCACGGUUUGGACGUCACACUUCACAGUCAGAAGGGCAGUAAAGGAGGAGCGAAUGCACAGGAACUCUGUUGACCAAGGUGUGAGCAGAAACCGUUGCUCUACGCUUCGAAGGAAAGAUCGUGAGAAUAUGUCAGCCGUGUCUUUGACCUUGUUUCCAAAGAGCUGCUAAGGGAAGUUAAAUAAAGGCUGUACACUGGGAUGUCCUCUUGCUGAGGCCUGAACAGUCUUGGCUUGCAGGAACACUCGUCUCCUGCUUCGGAAGAGCCACAGUGAGCUAGCUAGCGUUGAUAGUUAGGUGUGUGAAUUCUUUUGUGUGUGUGUGUAUGUUAGUAUUGCUGAAGGCUGAAUUAUAUAUUCAUAAUUUUCCUGUGCAAUUAUGACCUGAACUUUAAGAACCUUUGGAUCUUUUAAAAAUUGGUAAGGAUCUCAUUUGCUUGGCUUCCAGCAACUUGGAGAUUUUCAGCGAAGGUAAAAUUGCAAUUCUUUUUUAUUAAGAUAUUCCUACUUUCAGUCCUAUAGGUUAAGUUUCCUAAAACUUCUCCUAGAGAUGAUAAGUUAUUUUUAGAAACAGAUUUUGACUGUUAAAUACUGAAAGUAGAAGAUUUAAAGAAUUUACAUGUUUAAAGAAUCUUGACAAGUGUGGCCUAUACUGACUGUAUAAAAAUAUGCUCUUGUCAUUUUGGAAUGUUCUGUUCCUUUGUUGAUAGAGUAUGAAAUAAACGCACUUUCUGAACUUGA
Molecule: messenger RNA, 1954 nt
Organism: Ochotona princeps (American pika)
Lineage: Eukaryota; Metazoa; Chordata; Mammalia; Lagomorpha; Ochotonidae
Gene: MTFR2
Product: mitochondrial fission regulator 2
Exons: 7
Coding region: 172-1257 (361 amino acids)
Biological process (GO): mitochondrial fission; aerobic respiration
Cellular component (GO): mitochondrion
Source: RefSeq, a predicted model, not a curated record